Molecule: messenger RNA, 510 nt
Organism: Meloidogyne enterolobii
Lineage: Eukaryota; Metazoa; Nematoda; Chromadorea; Rhabditida; Meloidogynidae
Source: the annotation of a GenBank genome assembly
AUGGAAGUUUAUGUUGACGAUGAGGCUAAACUUACACUUCACGGUCUUCAACAAUACUAUGUUGUCAUCUUUGUGCGUUCCGUCACCCGUUGCCGAGCUUUGAAUCAACUCCUCAUUGAACAAAACUUUCCUUCCAUCGCCAUUCAUCGUUCAAUGCCGCAGGAUGAACGUCUUGGCCGUUAUCAACAAUUUAAAGAUUUUCAGAAAAGAAUUCUUGUUGCGACUAAUUUGUUUGGACGUGGAAUGGAUAUUGAGCGUGUCAACAUUGUUUUCAAUUAUGACAUGCCUGAAGAUACUGAUACAUAUUUGCAUAGAGUUGCUCGUGCUGGACGUUUUGGUACAAAAGGACUUGCUAUCACAUUUGUUUCAGACGAGGCUGACGCGAAUACAUUGAACAGUGUACAAGAUCGUUUUGAUGUGACAAUUGCAGAGCUUCCAGAACAGAUUGACGUUGGAAGUUAUAUUGAAACUCGAUCUGGAAACAACACCAACAAAAAUGGAACGGAAUAA